ACAAAGUAGGAAUUAAGUGAAAUUAUGAGCAUCUACGAACAAAAUGUCGCCGAUGAGAAGUUUGCCAAAGCACACAAAAGCGUCAGCCUCUCCGACGACGAGGAGAGCGAAAGCAAUGCAGAAUCUGCGACGACAGCGGCCCCAAUAAAUGCAGGCCAAGACGAUGCGGUAGGCGGAGAUGAUGAAGAAGCCCAGGAGGGCGCCGCAAACACCCACGUUGUGGCCAGUCAUUACAACGAGCUGAAGGAGGGUGGACGGAGGGAUCGACAGAAAUCCAAGAUAUUCUUCAUGCGGAACUUCAACAAUUGGAUCAAGAGCAUGCUGAUCAAUGAGUACAUGGCUCUGAUUAAGGAAUCCAAGCGGGUUGGCGAUGCCCUGCGAGUGCUCGACAUGUGUUGCGGCAAGGGCGGCGACCUGUUGAAGUGGGAAAAGGCCGCCAUCACGCAUAUCAUUUGUACGGACAUUGCUGAGGUAUCGGUGGAGCAGUGCCAGCGGCGGUACCAGGAUAUAUUGGAGCGUGCUGAGAAAUCCAAGUACGCCAACAAAUUUACAGCUGAAUUCUUUGCCUGCGAUUCAACGCUGGUGCGUCUCCGCGAGCGGUAUAAGGAUGUCACCCUGCAGCUAAAUUUAGUUUCCUGCCAGUUUGCAUUUCACUAUUGCUUCGAGUCCCUGGGCCAGGCCGAUUGCAUGAUGCGUAAUGCAGCCGAAUGCCUGGAGCCGGGCGGUUAUUUUAUAGCCACAAUGCCGGAUGCCUAUGAAAUAAUGCGACGAAAGCGGGAAGCUGGUCCAGAUGCUCAAAGUUUUGGCAAUGAUGUGUACAACAUUAAAUUUGAUUGUGAGACGGAUCCUCUGCCACUGUUCGGUGCGAAAUAUCAGUUUCAUUUGGAGGGCGUUGUGGAUUGUCCCGAAUUUCUAGUCCAUUUCCCCACUCUGGUCAAGCUGGGCCGCAAGUAUGGCCUGAAGUUGGUCAGAAAGACCACAUUUGCGGACUACUACAAGGAAGCUCUGCCCCAGGGUCGUAAUCUAUUGCAACGAAUGUCGGGAUUGGAGUCUAUCCAGCCGCAGCGUUGUGCCAAUGAUGAUCAAUUUGCCCAUGUCCAGGAAUUUCAGGCAUCCCAGCGGGGCAGGCCGCUGGGUACACUCUCGAAAUCCGAGUGGGAAGCAACAACUCUAUAUCUGGUCUGUGCCUUCAAGAAAUACAAAAAUACUUGGGAUGCCAAUGGCAAACCCGUAUUUGAGUUUGACGACUGAAUAGCAACAUCAAUAUCGUAUUGUCCAAUUCUCUAAACAUUAUAGUACUCGAUCGCAUGAACAGAAAUUAAUUUUAAGCUUAAAGCGCAUGCUAAGAAAAAUAGUUUUAAAUAAUAAUGGCAGAGAAAUGUAAUAGGUAUCUUUCGUAGGAGUUUUCAAGUAAUUUUUUUUAUGCUGUUUUAAGUCAAAAUUAUAAUCCAUAGAUUCAAUUAUAA
Molecule: messenger RNA, 1466 nt
Organism: Drosophila persimilis
Lineage: Eukaryota; Metazoa; Arthropoda; Insecta; Diptera; Drosophilidae
Gene: Rnmt
Product: mRNA cap guanine-N7 methyltransferase
Exons: 2
Coding region: 25-1251 (408 amino acids)
Biological process (GO): 7-methylguanosine mRNA capping
Cellular component (GO): nucleus
Molecular function (GO): mRNA 5'-cap (guanine-N7-)-methyltransferase activity
Source: RefSeq, a predicted model, not a curated record